Hemibagrus wyckioides is the source of this 5532-nucleotide messenger RNA. RefSeq names its product aggrecan b (gene acanb). The coding region runs from base 165 to 4172 and encodes 1335 amino acids. NCBI's taxonomy places the organism in Eukaryota, Metazoa, Chordata, Actinopteri, Siluriformes, Bagridae. Gene Ontology annotation, biological process: cell adhesion. The record is from RefSeq and is a predicted model, not a curated record. Gene Ontology annotation, molecular function: hyaluronic acid binding. The transcript has 16 exons.
AUUUGAAUAAGACCUCUUUCUGCUCACAGCACACACAGGGAAGGCGAGCAGUCCAAAAGACCAGCAAACCAACAGCAAGCUGCUUCUAAGCCUGGGUCACUGUAAGGACCUAAAGCCCUGCACUAAGAGAUCGUGCUAAAAGGACAGAAGUAAUCUGGUAAACCAUGACUGCCUUUCUUCUACUAUGUGCCUGCCUCAGUAUCUCCUCUGCAACAGUAAUGUUUGGACCAGUAAAUGAUGAGGACAGUCCCCUUAGUGUUAGCAUCCCUGUGGAGCCGCCACUGCGCCCCCUGCUUGGUGGAAAGAUGUUUAUCCCCUGCUAUUUCCGGGACAAUGCAGACCAUGACCCUGGAGCCCCUACUAUUGCUCCUCUAUCACAACGCAUCAAGUGGAGCUAUAUUAACAAAGGCAAAAUAAGCCUCAUCCUGGUGGCAUUUGGGGGAAUAAUACACACUGAGACAGAUUAUUUGGACCGGGUGACCAUGGUGAACUAUCCAUCAGUACCCACAGAUGUCUCCAUAGAGAUCUCAGAACUGCGUUCCAGCGAUUCUGGGACAUACCGAUGUGAGGUCAUGCAGGGCAUUGUGGACAACUAUGACUCAGUGGAGAUGAACGUUCAAGGCAUUGUGUUCCACUACCGGGCCAUAACCAGCCGUUACACCCUGACCUUUGACAUGGCCAAAGCAGCUUGCAUCCAGAACAGUGCCGUUAUUGCGACCCCUGAACAGCUGCAAGCUGCUUAUGAUGACGGGCUUCACCAGUGUGAUGCAGGCUGGCUUUCAGAUCAAACUGUCAGGUAUCCCAUUCAUGAGCCCAGGGAACCUUGCUUUGGAGACAAGGAAAAUUUUCCAGGUGUACGAACAUAUGGAAUCAGAGAUGCUAAUGAGACCUACGAUGUGUAUUGCUUUGCAGAGAAGAUGUCUGGCAGAGUUUUCUACUCCAUGCUCACGGAAAAGUUUACAUUUUCGGAGGCAUCUGAACAAUGUGGGAAACUCGGAGCCCAACUGGCGACCACAGGACAACUGUACUUGGCCUGGAAAGGUGGAAUGGAUGUAUGCAAUGCUGGGUGGUUAGCAGAUAGGAGUGUGAGAUACCCUAUCAACAUUGCCCGUCCUCAGUGUGGUGGGGGUCUCCUGGGUGUACGGACUGUGUACCGUUUUCCGAAUCAGACAGGAUACCCCCACCCAGACUCUUACUUUGAUGCCAUCUGCUAUGAGGGAGAGGAUAAAGUACUCACUCCUUUCCCUCAAGUACCUGGUGUGCAUGUGACCACAGACACCCACACCCCAGUACCUGAGAUUUACAUGACCACAGACUUCCAUUCCCAAGUACCUGAUAUUCACAUGACCACAGACACUGAGAUUAGUGUGGACACCUUCAGCUCCAGUCCAGUUGCCUAUCCUGAGAGUGUCACCACUCAGGUCGAAGUUCGAGGGGAGUUUGUCAGCGAGCCCUGGGUUACCACCAUGGUGCCACCCCCUUCUUUCUUUACUACUGUAUUGGAGAAUGUCACCGAGGAUGUGAUCCCUGUAGCUCCACCUCGGCCUAAUCUGGGCUACGAGGUACCCAGAGAGAAUGUCAGCAUUGUUCCAGAAUUUAAAGGAGUGGUGUUCUACUACCAGUCAGGUUCAGCACGCAGCAAUUUCACCUUUCAUGAGGCUCAGUCGAUCUGUAUGAGACAGGGAGCUGAAAUUGCCACACCCGAGCAGUUGCAGGCAGCCUAUGAGGCUGGCCUGCAUCAGUGCAGCCCUGGCUGGCUCCAAGACCAGUCUGUCAGGUACCCUAAUGUCUAUCCUGAAGAGUGCUUUGGUGAUCAAAACAAUGCUUCUGGGGUUAUCUCUUUUGGGCUUAGGCCUGCAGAUGAACACUAUGAUGUGUACUGCUACAUCGACCAACCAGAAAUGGGUGUCUUACAUGUCAGUUACCUCGGAAACCUUACCUACGAAGAGGCGGAAAAUUACUGCCAUGACCAGAAUGCCACCCUGGCCUCCACAGCGGCACUGUAUGCAGCAUGGAAUGAGGGCUUCCAUAACUGCGACCCAGGCUGGUUGUCCGAUGGCAGUGUCCGCUACUCAGUUCAAGAUCUCAGCUGUGGUGUAAAUAGAACAGGAGUUUACACCAUUUAUGCUAACCCUGACCAAACUGGAUUCCCAGAUCCUUUCUCCAGAUAUGAUGCUUACUGUAUUAAAGAAUCUAUUUCAGAAAGUGGUUAUGGAUCUGCCAGUGGGGUACCAAUUGGACGUGUACCUGGCCUUCCCAGUGCUGAAGACUCCAGCAGUGGAGAUGCAUCUGGAAGUGGCCUUCCCAGUGCUGAAGGUUCCAGCAGUGGCCUCCCCAGUGGAGAUGUGUCUGGAAGUGGCUUUACCAGUGCUGACGGUUCCAUCAGUGGCUUCACCAGUGGAUAUGCAUCUGGAAGUGGUUUUACCAGUGUCGAAGAUUCCAGCAGUGGCUUCCCCAGUGGAGAUGCAUCUGGCAGUGGACUUGAUUCCAGUAGUGGAACCAGUGGCAAUGUGUUAGGCAGCACAAUGGGGGGUGUGUCUGGGUCUGGUGAUGGCUCAGACAUCUCUGUCAUCUUUAAGGAGGAUGUAGACAUAAUAUCAGCAGAGGGAUCUGCCACAAAAGUCUCUCAUGAAGCAGUGGAAGGGGGUGCAGUGUUUUAUGCCUCAGGAGUGGAAUCUGGAGAUAUGAGUGGGGACCACUCAGGAUCAGGUGAUAUGUCUGGAUCUGGACAGGAUGGUAGUGGGUCUGGUGGUCUAUCAUCUGGAUCUGGCAGUGGAGAUAUGGUCAGCAUGGUUGACAAUGUAAUGACGUAUGUGCCCUUCCCACAGCCUAAAACAAAUCUAGAAGCUGUUGGAGGACAGCCAGAGGUUAGUGGAUACAGUGGGAUCCAUAGUGGUGACAUCACAAGUGGCUCUGCAUUCAGUGGAGUGCCAGAUGGUGAUGUUAUAAGUGGCUUUGAAAUCAGUGGUGUUCUCAGUGGUGAUAGCAUAAGUGGCUCUGGAGUGAGUGGAGUGCCAAGUGGUGACAUAAUAAGUGGCUCUGGAGUCAGAGGAUUGCCCAGAGGCGACGCAAUAAGUGGCUAUGGAGUCAGUGGAGUGCCCACUGUUGAUGCCAUAAGUGGUUCUGGGUUCAGUGAGGUGCCCACUGGUGAUGCCAUAAGUGGUUCUGGGUUCAGUGGAGUGCACAGUGGCGAUGCCAUAAGUGGUUCUUGGUUCAGUGGAGUGCCCAGUGGUGAUGCCAUGAGUGGCUCUGGACUCAAUGUUGUCCAUAGUGUUGAUGCCAUGAAUGAAUCUGGUUAUAGUGAAAUUCACAGCAGAACCUCUGGAUCCACAGUUCUGUCUUCUGGUACUUCAUAUACAGAUGAUAUAAGUGUAAAUCCAAAUGGAGGUUUUCUUUUAGACUUGGAGGAUGUUAAUGCUACCGAUGUGUCACCUAUCAACACCACCAGUACCACCACAUCAACUUUUACAACCAGUCCCUUGACAUUGCACUUGACACCAGCUACCAUGGACCAGCCCACUGUUGCUGAAGCAACACAUGGAUGUGCAGAUGACUGGGUGGAAUUUGAGGGCAGCUGCUAUAUCCAAUUCAGUGAAAAAAAGAAUUGGACAAGUGCAGAGCAGCACUGCCGAGAGCUAAACUCUCAUCUGCUUAGCAUCACUUCCAAGAAAGAGCAAAUAUUUGUCAACAGUCAUAUUUGGGACUACCAGUGGAUUGGACUCACUGACCAAGACCAUCUAAAUGAGUUCCGCUGGACAGAUGGAAGCCCUUUGGAAUAUGAAAACUGGAGACUAAGCCGGCCAAAUAGGGAUUUUAAUGCUGAAGAAGGCUGUAUAGCAAUGAUUCGGCAUGAGUCUGACCAAUGGAUUGUUCUGCCUUGUAACUACCCUCUGUUCUUCACAUGCAAAAGUAGAUCUUUCAAAUGCUCCACCCCUCCUGAAGUUGAAAAUGCCAGGAUGUUAGGAAACAGGAUGGAGUACUACCCAGUCGACUCCAUCAUCCGCUACCAGUGUGACCCUGGUUUCAUACAGCGGCAUCAUUCUGUGAUUCGCUGCAUGCCAGAUGGCCAGUGGGAAGAGCCUAAAGUGGAAUGUGUAGAAAGCAUUUCAAGAAAAAGACUACAAAAAAGAUCCCUCAAGUGGCAUUCCAAAGCAGUCAGCAGUCGAACAUGAAGAAAGGUCCUCUGAACAGGACACAAGGCACGCACUUCAAAUCAUCUAGAGGACUGUUGUUAGUAAAAAUGCAUCUCUGCACAAGUUUUAUUUGCCCAGAAGAAAUCCAGUAGCCUCGGUAACAGGGUCCACUUUAUACAAUGAUGCACAUUAGGUUCUGUUCUGUAGUCUGCCUGGCUGAUUUAUUUUCGAGUGUUACUCAGUGCCUUGGUGUUGGGGGAAAAAGAAGAAGGGACAAGUUUUCUGAGUGAAAGUUCAACGACAGAAUGUCUUCCCACUUUUAAGUCAUUUUAUUUCUUAUACAACCCAAUGUUUAACCCAAGGUUAACCCCUCUAAGUCCCAGCUUGUAUUUUUAUUAUUAUUCAUGCUUGACUACUUGAAUUUAUUCCAUAACUACAGCGAAACUAAUUUGAAAGUCAAGUAAUCACAUGAAAGAAGAAAGAGUGAGUAAAAGUUUACAAAACUGAAUUUGAUUAUUUAAACCUAAAAUAAACUAAAUUAGAUCAUUUUAGUCCGUAAUCAAUAACAGGCUGAAAAUUUCGUGGACAUGGGGGGAAAAAAAUAAUUAAGCCCUGGAAACAAACUUUUUGAAAAGUAUUCUUUGUGCUCAACUGGUGACACUUUCUUCUUCCUGCUUUGCAUCAUUUUCUCUGCUGUUUCAUGCGAGUGAGUAAAAGAGAGAAAGAGUGAGCGAUUGUAUGGUGGGCAUAAGAGUAACACUUACUUAAAAAGACAAAAGGCUUCAGUGACUACAGCCGGAUAUAAUAAACUCAGAAGUAUUUCAAAUGAAUUCUGAAGACACCAAUUUUUUUUCUUGUUUUGUCUGUCCUUUGUUUGUCCUUUUAUUUUUUGUACGCCUAGCUUCAUCACAGGAUGCAAGUGAGACUGUGAAAGAUAAAGAAAAACAUCCAUUGCAUUUCUGUUUCUGUUCACUGGAAAUUUUUAAAAUUCAUGAUAUAUUUUAACAACUGAAAUGAAAACAUUAUUUAUUAAGGACUAGAGGCUUGAAGCACAUUUAAUUGUCUUUUCAUUUAGGAACGCUAGUCCCCCUAAUGCUUAUAUUACAGAGAUCGCUAGAGCCACCAGCAAAAAACAAAAAACAAAAAACAAAAAAACAAAACUAUGCUGAUAUUGGAAGAUGGCCACAAAUAUUAACAGGUUCACAAGCCAAAAUUUAUCUGGGUAACCCAGAGCCGUCUCUGUAAGAUAAGCAGUGAUCAUUGCACUGGUUUGUAUUUUAGUCAUACAAAGCAAUAGCCUACACUUUUAUAUGCCAUUGUCUUGCUGUCAACUGUUACACUGAGCUCAUAGCUAUCUGAGUGCCACACCUGUGUCCACUGAAUAAACCAAGACUAAAUA